Ciona intestinalis (vase tunicate) is the source of this 1242-nucleotide messenger RNA. Lineage: Eukaryota; Metazoa; Chordata; Ascidiacea; Phlebobranchia; Cionidae. The record is from RefSeq and is a predicted model, not a curated record.
GUGAAACUUUCACGCUAAUGUAGAAUUGAAGACCUUCGUGAAAUACUGUUAUUUUGCAGGUUGAUAUAAAGAUAAGUAUAUAGUUUUAGGAUGCAGGAAAAUAUAAUUUCAGCAAAUUCGUCAAAAGUAUUCGUCUUGCCUGAGAAAUGUAUGUCUAACGGUCGGAAAUGUUCAAUUAUAACAUUACUACACCCAAGAACGCAAGAAAAAACUAAGUUUCUUAUUUCAUCUGAUGAAAAUAAAACUGAGCUUUUUGAGCUAAACCAAUAUACUGACGAAUUUUCGUCUUGGUUUAUAAAUAACGAAACAGUAAAAUCUGACGGCACAGUAUAUAUAGUUACGCCUAUGGACCCACUUUUUAUGUGUCUGCCUUCGUUGUGUGCGAACGCAAGGGAAAAAUUUGUGCCACUGGAUCAAAUAUUUUCAACUGAAAACGGAGAAGAAGUUUUGGGUAAAGUUUUUGAGCAUUCUGCAUUAAAUGUGAAGCAACUGGAUAAUGUUUGUGACUCUAAAAGUUGCGUGGACCUUCUUGCAUAUAGAUACAAUGAAACAAAAACACUGGAAUGGCUGAAAGUCAAAGUUGAACGAACCGUUGAUGCGUUGAAGUCAGCUGACUUGUUCAUUGGAGACACUGAAGGUGAUGCAUACACACGUUACGCAUACGGACUUAUUUGCGAAAAUAUUCACGCUGACUUGGCAAAGAAACUCGCUACACAUUUGAAGAUACCAGAACGAAUAGAGAAACGUAAAAGUUCUGGGAAUCAACCGAGCGCUAAGAAAGUGAAAACUGAAGCAAGUGAAGAUUACUCCAAACUUGUCAAAUCUCCAACUAACUCAGAAAACAAGAAUUUAACUCGAGCCCAAAAAGCGCUCAAAAAAGUCGACAAAAGUGGAAUGAAAAAUAUUUCAAGUUUUUUUGGCGCAAAACCCAAAAAGAAAUGACGUAUCAUGAAUUAACUACUUCUUAUUGCCAAAAAGUUCUAAAAAGCCUUUUUAACAAUUGUGCGGUGCAGGAAAUCCAGAGCAGGCCUGUCCACCCUGCCACUUGGUUUGGCGCCUUGGUAUCUAGUGGUAACAGGCAAGUAGGGCAACCUAUGGCCUAAUUACCAGGUCCUUGCCAUGCGUCACCAUAGAUAAAACCUCUCCUUUCAAUUUGUAGCUAUACUUUUAGUUCCAUAUUGAAUUUCUUCAUAUUGUGCCAACAUUGGUAAACUUAUCUUUAAAGUUGGUUUUGUUGUUUAG